Molecule: messenger RNA, 394 nt
Organism: Thamnophis sirtalis
Lineage: Eukaryota; Metazoa; Chordata; Lepidosauria; Squamata; Natricidae
Source: RefSeq, a predicted model, not a curated record
UGCCCCGGAAGCGCUUCUAAGGAAGCUCGCUUUAUCCUGCCGGACCGGCUGUUAAGGGGCGGCUAUGGCUUUGCCGAGGGGCUCCACGGGAAAUCAGCCAAAUCCCCGCGAGAGGCUCCGUUUUCGCACUCUUGACACUGGGAUCAAAACCAAGGCGUCCGAUGAUGGAGAUGCCCCUCCUGCCAAGAGGGCCCCCAUUUUCUACGGGAGCCUGGAGGAGAAAGAGCGCGAGCGGAUCCUGAAGGGGGAGUCGGCGAUGAUGGGCAAAGAAGCCGUCAAAGCAGCCAUUGAGGCUGGCAACAUCAACAUCUCCACCGGUAAGAUGAAGCCCAGCGACCAGGAAAACAUCAAAGUUUGGGCGGUUAUUUUUUCUCCUCCUUUAGGUUUAUCGUAG